Armigeres subalbatus is the source of this 2747-nucleotide messenger RNA. Its product is annotated as mitochondrial protein C2orf69 homolog. The transcript has 6 exons. NCBI's taxonomy places the organism in Eukaryota, Metazoa, Arthropoda, Insecta, Diptera, Culicidae. Bases 288 to 1799 code for a protein of 503 amino acids. The record is from RefSeq and is a predicted model, not a curated record. Gene Ontology annotation, cellular component: mitochondrion.
CGGACGAAGCUGAAAAUUCGCUGUCGCGACGAAUAUUUUGUUGAUAUCUCGGUCGAGGGAAAAUUGUGCGAAUCAAUUAGGCGUCGAAAUUCCGCUCAAUUUCUGACGAAAAUGUGUGUUUCCUGCUGCGGAAAGUGAGUGCUUAUGAUAAUUGGUGUGCAAUCGACGAUUAAUCAGCCAGGAAGCGGAUAAAUUUGAUCAACAAAUUACGGAUUCUGCAUCGGCGCUUGUAAGAACCAGGUAGCAACAAAGUUGAACUGAACUUUCGAGGCAUAUUUUCCUAUGCAAUGCAUGCAUUGCGGUGCAAUGAUACAACGACAGCCGGAGGUGGAACAACAACUGGCGCUGUCUUGGCCGGCAGCGGGACAAGUUCUGGCGGAGGCAUUGCUGGUGGAGGGGGAACGAGUUUGGGAAGCACGUCAAUCCUCCAGCUACCUUCUCUACCCCAACAACAAGCAUCGCCCCAGCAGCAACAGGCUUCACCAAUGCCCAAAGGAUGUCCAGUGCGGAUAAAUGGUAUAAAAGGAUACCAGAAUCGAACGAAUCAUAUCAUCUAUUGUCCACCACUACUGCGAUCCAAAGACGACUGUUCGGCGGUGGUAUACUUCGGUGGAGAUGUACAGGAUAUCCCAGAGAAGAUGGAAACCAAUAGAGACAAUAAAAAUUACAUCAAAUGGAACUUGGAGAAUACGGCCUUGCUUCUGAGGGAUUCGUUCCCCAGGGCCCACAUCGUUGUUGUACGUCCAAUGCGUAUGGAGUAUAGCACGUUCAGUUGCUUCGACAAUUUCGUACGGGGUAACAAUGCCGGAAUUCCGGAUCACACGCCGAUGCACUUCUCGUUGCAGCAUUUAGAAGAGUUACUAAUCAACUUGACGAAAAAGUUAACGAAACCCGUGCUAGAGCCAGAUCUUCUACACAAGUUGAUAGCUGCAACAAAUUCCUCACUAUGUGGAACAGGCUUGGACGGAAGUCAGGAUAUGGAAGUAGAUGUUAUUCAAUCGGAUAUUCAGAACAGCACAGCUAACUCAGCUUCAUCGUCGGUAGCGGGUACUACGGACAACAAUGCGGACAUCAACGAUUUAUUAUGGUGGCGGGAGAGCCUCAAUCUGGACAAAGCUAACCUUGCCUUAAUGGGUUUCAGCAAAGGUUGUGUCGUUCUCAAUCAAUUCAUCUACGAGUUUCAUUACUAUAAGACCCUCACUCCCGAUGACAGCACAAUGAUGCGAUUGGUGUCUCGGAUAAAGGACAUGUACUGGCUUGAUGGCGGUCAUGGCGGAGGCAAGAACACUUGGAUCACCUCGCGAAGUCUCCUGGAGACCCUUUGUCGGUUAGGGAUCAACGUCCACGUGCACGUUACGCCAUAUCAGAUCCAAGACGACCAUCGGCCGUGGAUUCGCAAAGAGGAGAAGGCUUUCACGGAUUUGCUCAAACGCUUGGGUGCUUGCUUCGAUCGUCACCUGUAUCCAAGUGAAGCCAAUUCCACCAACCUGUUUACUCACUUCGAAGUACUGAAUCGCUUCCGGCAGUACCAGAUCAACGUCUUCGCACAACAGCACCUGCAACAACAGCAGUUAACCGCCACAAACUUGUCUACCGCAAUAGAAGAUAAUGCCCAACUCCAAAAGCAGCAGCAACACCAACACUUGCAACAAUCGGAUAUGCACCCAACGGAGGCCGAGGAAACGGAUGCCAGUGGUGUUGAGCACAUGAUUACCGGGCCCGAAACGGAUAUGGAGGACGACAAAUUGGGGAGUGCCGCCGUCGAAGAUGACGACGAUGAGGAAAGCGGUACUAAGUAAUCACAAAUUCAGCCAGCGAAUUUACCCACAUUAAGCGACGAAAAACACUCGCAAGUCCAGUGAUGAAUGCUUUAUGAAGAGAAUCGUCUUUUUGGUGCAAGAUAUCGAUAAUCUUAAGUCGAAAAUUUAUACCAAACAGAAUUCUCCUAUGCAUUCGGUGCAAUAAAACCAACCACUAAUUGAGUCCUACAUUUUUCCACACAUUCUGUCUAACAGAAUCGUUUCUCAUUUAGUUAUUUAUGCGGAAGGUGCCGCCAUCGUGGCGUAGCACCGUGAUUGCGUCUUGUAUGUAUGUAGGUGGAAAUAGUACAGUUUUAGCCUAUAUCGGUGAAACCAAUCAUGCCAUUACAUUUUGCAUAACAUUUACUGCGUGUUAAAAAAUAGGAGAAAGCACAGAUUCAUUAUAUUUCCUCGAUAGUAGACUAUUAUUUUUUUUACAAACAUUAUUAUUUUUGAAACUAUUGUUUAGUGAGCAAAGGUACGAAAAAAUAUAAUAUAUUUUAUAUAAUUUUCUUUUGACCGUGUAAUAAAUAAGUUUAGCUGGCUAGGAUAGGGAAGGCGAAUGUAUCCAUUUUUUGGAUACCACGGUUCACAGGGGACGUCAUACUACUAUUAAUACUAUUAUUUCGGAUUAGGUUAAGCGAUAAUAACAAAAUCGACACAAAAGUAUUCAAUUUGGAUUGAUAUUUAGAAAUUGAUGGCCACAAAGCUGUAUUUUGCAGCACAAUGAACGAUUUCCAUGCACUAAAUAAUAGCUGCUUUUUCGGCAAUCAGUCAUCAAGGAAAUUUUACUCGACGGCAGAGAUCAUAGAUUUUUAACUGUGGAAAUAAAACAAUCAAAAAAUGUUUUGCUGUUCUGGAUGAAUGAUAAAAAUUAGUGUUUGCUAUAUAUUGAAUUAAUGAAUGUAAAUUUGGAGCUAAAAUGAGAGACUUUCACGUUUGAUUCAA